This is a messenger RNA of Nothoprocta perdicaria, 2607 nucleotides long. It is a transcript of the gene ADAM15, whose product is annotated as ADAM metallopeptidase domain 15. The transcript is spliced from 25 exons. The coding region runs from base 1 to 2607 and encodes 868 amino acids. NCBI's taxonomy places the organism in Eukaryota, Metazoa, Chordata, Aves, Tinamiformes, Tinamidae. Gene Ontology annotation, molecular function: integrin binding; metalloendopeptidase activity. The record is from RefSeq and is a predicted model, not a curated record. Gene Ontology annotation, biological process: integrin-mediated signaling pathway; proteolysis; innate immune response.
AUGGCACCGCCGCUGCUCUGCGCCCUGGCGCUGCUCCUCGCCACCGGCACCGGGGCGCGCGGACACCACGCAGGUGACAGCGGCGCGUGGCYCCAUGCAGAGCAGGGACACUCCUGGCACGUGACGCCGUGGGUCCUGCAGGGCGCCCGGACCCUGAGCCUGGCAGAGGCUGUGCAGGGCGGGUUCCCCCCCGCGCUGCUGCUGGCCCUGGAGCUGGAGGGAUCGCGGCUGGUGCUGGAGCUGGAGCAGAACUGGGAGCUGGGCACCGCUGCGCUGCUCUACUACGGGCCGGCCGGCACGCGGCUGGCGCAGGAGGCCAGCGAGCAGGAUCAUUGCUGCUACCGCGGGAGCGCGCGGGGCUUCCCCGGCUCCCGCGCCGCCCUCUGCGCCUGCGCCGGCCUCAGUGGCCACCUCCAGCUGUCGGAGAACAGGAGCUACGGGCUGGAGCCGGCCCCCGGCGGCCCCCCCGGGCGGCACCUCGCGCACCGCUCGCCCCGGCACGGCCGCUUGGCGCCGCGCGCCUGCGGCCUGGUGCCCACAGCCGGCGCGGAGCCGGAGCCGGAGCCGCCGCAGCGGGGCAAGCGGGCGGCCGAGGAGCAGCGCUUCGUGGAGCUGGUGAUAGUGGUGGACCACGCCGCGUGGCAGAACUACCGUGACCUGCGGCGUGUCCGCAUCCGCAUGCUGGAGAUCGCCAACCAGGUGGACGCGUUCUUCCAGCCGCUGGGGGUGCGCGUGGCGCUGCUGRCCGUGGAGGUGUGGAGCCAGGGCGACCUGGUGCGCGUGGGCAGCAGCGGGCGCGCGGCGCUCGAGCGCUUCCUGCGCUGGCGCCACCGCGACCUGCUGCCGCGGCUGCCCCAUGACAACGCGCAGCUGCUCACGGGCUCCCGCUUCGAGGACGUGGCCGUGGGCAUGUCGGCGCAGGCCUCCAUGUGCUCGCCAGAGCGCUCCGGGGGGGUCAGCAUGGACCACUCGGUCAGUGUCCUGGUGGUGGCCUCCACGGUGGCGCACCAGCUGGGCCACAACCUGGGCAUGAGCCACGACAGCGCCGGGCGCCGCUGCCAGUGCCGCAGCGUCUACCAGGACCGCAGCUGCAUCAUGGACUCGCCCACGGGGUUCCUGCCCGGCUUCAGCUUCAGCAACUGCAGCCGGCAGGACCUGGAGCGCAGCCUGCGCCAGGGCCGCGGCUGGUGCCUCUCCAACGUGCCCGAGCUCCCGCGCCUGGUGAACAUCUCGCUCUGUGGCAACGGCUUCGUGGAGGCCGGCGAGGGCUGCGACUGCGGCCUCAGGCUGGACUGCGCCGACCCCUGCUGCAACAGCAGCUCCUGCCAGCUGCUGCCCGGAGCCCAGUGCGCCACGGGGGACGCGUGCUGCCACGACUGCCAGCUGCGCGGCGCCGGGUCCCCGUGCCGCGCGGCGCGGGGCGAGUGCGACCUGCCCGAGUUCUGCGACGGGCGCUCCGCGCGCUGCCCGCCCGACACCUUCCUGCAGGACGGGCAGCCGUGCGGCAGCGGGCGUGCGCGCUGCGCAUCCGGCACCUGCGCCAGCCUCGAGGGACAGUGCCAGCAGCUGCUGGGCGCAGGCGCUGGCCCCGUCUCCAGCUCCUGCAUGGCCGCCCUGAACAGCCGCGGCGAUGAGCGCGGGCACUGCGGGCAGCUCCCCAACGGCUCCUACGUGGCGUGCGCGCAGGGGGACGCCGGCUGCGGGCGGCUGCAGUGCCAGCGCAGUGACAGUGACAGGGCGCCUGGCACCUGCCUGGGGACCCCGGUGCCCGCUGGCGAUGAUGUGAGCAUUGCCACGGCCAUGGUGCUGCCUGGCACCGCAUGCGGCCCCGGCAAGGUGUGCCUGCAGCACCGGUGCCAGGACGCCGCGGCGCUGGACACGGAGCAGUGCCACAACAAGUGCCACGGCCAUGGGGUCUGCAACAACCUCGGGCACUGCCACUGCGAGCGCGGCUGGGCACCCCCGAGCUGCGCCAGCCCCGGCGCCGGCGGCAGCGAGGACAGCGGCCCCGCGGCGCCGGAGCCAGGGGGCAGCGCGCUGCCCGCCGGGCUGCUGCUGGGCGCCCUGCUGCUGCUCGCGCUGCUGCUCGCCCUGUGCUGCCUGCGCCGCGCCGGCCUCCACAAGCGCCUCUGCCAGCUCGGCAAGGGCACCUCGUGCCAGUACCGUGCUGUGCCCCGCGUGCGCUUCCUGGGUGCGGAAGGCGCAGGCGGCYGGAGCGGGAUCACGCAGACAGAGCCGCCGCCGGCCCCGCGGGGCCCCCCCGAGCGGCCCCGGCCACCACGGUGGCCUCAGGGCACCGAGCUCCAGGUCAUGCACAGCAGCAAGCCACCCGCCCCGGCCUCCUACAGGCCCCAUCCGCCCUCCCGGCCUCUCCCGCCGGACCCUCUUCCCGCGAGCUCCCAGGCGGCCCCCGCGGCCCGGCCGCCCCCCCCAGCGCGCCCGCUGCCCGCGGACCCGGUGCUGCGCGGCGCCCAGCCUCCCGGGCCAGAAAAGCCCCCGCCGCCGCGCCGGCCGCUGCCCUCGGACCCUCUGCCCCCUGCCCAAGCCGCGGUGGUUCCUUCCAGGCCGGCCCCGCCGCCGCCCGCAGGCCCCCCCUCCGCACCCUAG